Molecule: messenger RNA, 3145 nt
Organism: Apis florea (little honeybee)
Lineage: Eukaryota; Metazoa; Arthropoda; Insecta; Hymenoptera; Apidae
Product: cilia- and flagella-associated protein 70
Biological process (GO): cilium movement; cilium assembly
Cellular component (GO): motile cilium; extracellular exosome
Molecular function (GO): protein binding
Source: RefSeq, a predicted model, not a curated record
AUGAUAUGCGUGAAAUGCAUUGAAUUGAAUAUAAUUUUGAUAUUAUUAAAUAUAUUCCAGAAAAACAUUCCUAAAAUGGAAGAAUGGGUACAAUGGCAAAAUAUAAAGAAUGAACAAAAUAUCAAAAUAUCUUUACAUACCAUUGAAAAUAUUUUCAGAAAAGAGGAUAUAAAUGUGCUAUUCAUAGUGGAACAUAAUGGUACUGUUUUGGGAGAGAGUGAUCCAUUAUUAAUCAAAUCAACUUUUAAUGAAUUAUCCAUUUCUAUAAUCAAUUUUAAUGUUAAUUUACCAGUCAUUCCCAGUGAUAAAGAAAAUAUUAAUUCAAUUGUAUCAAUUCCUAUAUUAAUUAAAGCUGUAGAAAUAAUAGAAAAUGAUGAGGAAUCUAUUCAGAAUCUAUCUAUUUCAGAAGAAUUUAAGAAAAAUGAGAAUAAAAAAAAAUCGAUAUUCAGCACAAAAUCUGGAUUAUUUCUCACAUCAAAAUUAUUUGGAAUAUGUAAUUUUGAUAUAAUUCCAAUUAUAUUAGGUGAAAAAGAGUUCUCUGAAAAAUUAAUUCUAGAAACGCCUAAUUUUUUCUUUGAUGGUAAUUUAGUAUCGUGGCAGAAUCUUCCACGUUUAACAGUAACGGCCUCACAAGAUCAUCUUCCAGUUAAUCUUUCAACAUUAAUCACUGAUGCAAAUAAUGCGUUUAAUUUACUCUAUAUCACAGUCGAAAGUAUAUACAACAUUCCAGAAACUUUUACGGAUAAUUUCAAAUAUAAAGCUGGCACGAUAGCGUAUACCGAUAGCGAGAUUCCAAAAAAUUUAAUUUUCGAUCAAGGCAAGUGGACGAAACACCGCGAUAUCGAGAGAACGAAACGAUGGAAUACUUUGCGUUACAUAGAAAACCGUGCUCAAUUAUCGAAAUACAAACUAGACUGUGAUUUUAUGGGAAUUAAAAAUGAAUUCAAAAAGCAAUUCGAUUUAGCGAAAAAGAUAUCCCAAGAUAUACCGCGAAUAGAAUGGAAUUCUUUGAUUCGUUGUGUCGCAUGGGAGAAAGGACUUGAAACAAUACGAGAUCAUAUUACAAAACACAAAUUAUGGCCUUUCCAAUUUGAAAUAGUAGCAGCAGGUUCGCCAAUGAAAUUUAAAAAUGAUUUAUCGGCUAGGAAACAGCUGUAUCAGUGUUACAUCGAUAUUUCGGAACUACUUUUUCCAGGAAGAACAAGUUGUCGAGCCGUGGGCCAAUUAUAUACGUAUAAUCCAACAGACUUAUCGGAAAAGUUAGGAAUCGAUCAAAAUAUCUUUGUUUUCGAAUUAUCGCGUAAAGACUUAAAAGAAAAAGACAAAAAAAAUAAAGUCGAAAAAUCAAAGAAUAACUCGCAAUCGAAUCAAUCAGAAAUUGAAACAAAAAAUCAAAGGGAACCAAUAUUUAAUGAAAAUGGGGAACCUACAAUUGUAGUAGUUGAUAUCGAAUUCUACGAACCUUUGAUCGCUUGUAAAAUCGAGGAGGAUUUCACAUAUUUGAUAGAUGAAAUAAUAUCCAAAAGAAAAAAACCAUAUUAUGUAUACUCUAAUAACGUAGCAGAAGAACAGUAUAAACAUUGCAUUCAAAAAUUGGCAGAAGUUCUUACAGAAUCUUAUCGAGAUGAAAUAACAUGUUUCAAACAAUAUCUUUAUAAAACUGGAAUAUACUUAACUAUUCGCAAUACGUUAAGAAUGAAAAUUCCUAUUUUGAUAGAUCAAAAAUUCAAAUUGCCUUUAAAUUUUAUAGGUUCUAAGGAAUCUCAUAAUAUUAUCACUUCUAUAUAUAUAUAUUUAGUAGAGCAAAUGCAUCUUGCUCUAAACCAAAUAAUUGAAUGUCGAUUUACGAAAAACAAUGAAAAUGAUUUGAUGAAUAAAAAAGAAAAAAGUACAAAUAUACAAAUGAUAUAUUUGUAUGCUGAAGAAACUUAUGAACUUGGAAAUCUGAAUGAAGCUAAACAAAAUUAUUUAAAACUGAUACAAUCGAAUAAAAAUGAUCCAUAUGUUUGGACAUUAUAUGCAAUCUUUCUUAAGAAAAUAGGUGAUAUAGAAAGUGCAAAGCAAUGCUGUUUAGAAGCACUUAUGCUAGAUCGACAACACCCAAUUGCAUUGUUGAUAUACGCAAUAAUCUUUUUUGAGAAUAAAGAAUACAAAGAGGCUGAGAUAUUUUUGAGAGCUAUUGUCUAUUUACAUCCACGCUUCUUUGAAGGCUGGGCAAUUUUACAUCUUUUCUUUAUACGAACCGAUUAUUAUCCAGGAGUGGAUCUCACGCUUCGUAUAGCAGAGAAAUGUAUGCAAGAUAAAACUCACAUUAUAAUACUCGAUCAAAAACCGCUUUUAUGGUCCACGGAUUAUUGUCCAAAAAAUAAUUUGUAUAUAAAUGUUGUAAUAUUUUUAUUGAAAUUGCACUUUUGUGAGUUUGCAGAAAUGGCAUUAGCAGAAGAAAUGUCAGUUUCCAAUCGAUCGAUUCAUGUCUUGUACUAUAUGGCAGUGGAACAUUAUUUAUCUAACAGAUAUGAAGAUGCAUUAUCUCAUUUAAAGGAAAUUCGAUACACUUAUGGAAUGGAUUAUUCGAUUAGUAGUUUAAUGGGCCACUGUUAUUUCAAAAUAGGAGAUAUCAAAAAAGCAAUAGAAUUGUAUCAACAUGCGCGUAUGCUUUUCGAUAGGCCUAAAGAUUUGCAUUUAGUAGAAAUUAGAUUGGGAUAUCAUUUUCACAGUCACGGUGAUUUUGACCAAGCAAAAAGAAUUUUUUUGAGUGUAUGCAAAUCUUCACCCUCUUGCUUAACCUGGUUAGGGGUUGGUAAAAGUUGUUAUGAGUUAGGUCAAUUUCACGAAGCAGAAAUAUCCCUGUCAGAAGCAAACAGGAUUAAUAAUCAGAAUCCAGAAGUGUGGGGUUACUUAUGUCUUUUGAACAUGACUCUUAGAAGAUACGACGAGUUUAUGCAAUGUUAUGCAGAAAUAAUCAAAUAUCAGAAUAAUCUUACAGAUAGAAAACUGUGGUUGAGAAUAACGAACAUGAUGGAGGCUUUGGAUUACGCACCACCAAAUUUAAUAGAAACCAACGAUCUUGUCGAGGAUCAUAAUAUAGAGGGAUCUGAGGAACAAUUUUAAAAUUAAUGGCACCAUAAUGAAUUAGAGAAAAAAA